AAUUUUCGCGACGGUAAAGCGUUGCGAUGCAACAAUCGGUAUAAAUGACGUCUUGGCGCGUCACAAAGGUAGCACGGUAGUGGGGAAAAACUGAUGGGAUAGUAUCCAACACAUAUUAGUCAAAAACGGUGUCCACAUAAAGCUAAACGCGUUUAAUGAACGAGUUUCUUCCACGAAAGCGCGUAGUGUGAGUGAAUCCCGGAGCGGAAAAUGAACGGGAACGUUCCAAAUUACCCGGAACACUUGAAUCCGUUCAAGUCUAAGGGUGGCUUGAGGAACUCCUUCCGAAAGGUGUUCAGGUCUUUCACCGGAAAGGACAGACAACGACCGGAUAAAGACCUUCAGAGAAAUCGGAUCACGAUCCAAUUAACUCCUCAAAAUCACAGCGCGCACGUGCCCGAAGCUCUACCCAGAUCUAGGUUCAAGGAAAGAUUGGAAAAAACAGAACACCUCAAAAGAAUUUCAACUAAGGAAAAUUCCAAUACGUACGAAGCCGACAAUCCUUUUGACGAACAAGAUUUACCGCCACCUCUUCCCCAAUCCGCCCCACCAGAAGACAUACCACCCGUUCCCGCCGUUAGAUCGAAAUUACGGAAGAAGAAGAAAAAACGCGCUGCCCCGUUGCCUCCAGGAAUAACUAGCAGCGAUGGCCAGUAUUUAGAAGUGCCUUCAAGAAACGGCUCCAAAUGGAGUUUGACUUCUACGGAUACCGACGCUUCUUCGAUAUGUUACUCAGAGAACGAAGAAGUGCCGUAUCGCGAAGAAGAAACUCAACAAAUUUUAGAAAUCACCCGCAAAAUAGCCGAGUUCACCGACGAUACGAAUAACAACUUGACUUUCUCCAACGAGGUAACCAUCAAAGUCGAAGAUGUCGACGAGAAUGAUAAAGAUGACACAAACGCGAUUAAAGAUUCUAAAAAGGACGAAGAAAUCGAUGAGAAAAUAAGCGAUUUUAAAGAAGAGUACGAAAUCAAAGAUAUAAUAAAAGAUGACAUCACCAAAAACGAUGAGGAUGCAAAAAUAGAGACUGAUGAAAUACCAAAGAAAACUUCUCCCGUUACAAAUGGUUGUGCGAAUAUUGAUCAUAAUCAAAAUUCGAUUUUACGCGUAAAAAUAAUUGAUAACGAAGAAGUCGUUUUAAGACAUCCCGAAGAUUACUACGACGAUGAUAACAGUGAAAGAGAAAGUUUAUCUAUAAAAGAAAAAAUACAACAUUUCGAGUCGUAUAAAAGUACUAGUCCGACAUCGAAAGUUCGCCAGACGAUUUUAACCAAAGAAAACCUCUUGGGAACCGAAUAACGUAAAUAUAUUUCAUAUAUAAUAAUUAAGUUUCAUCGCAAAUUCCUAUUUAUUACUAUACGUUGUGUGCUAUUUAUAUUUUAUAAGGAUUACUUAACGCGAAUCGCUUAAAACUGUUUGACUUUUGAUAAGAUAACAUUCUCGAUAAUUCCUUACGAAAUUAAUAAAACUGAGACAAAAAAAAAUUGUAGAAAACAAGACACUUGAUUAUAUACCUUCAUAUAUAACAACAUAUAUAUGUUAUUAAUGAUAAUUUUACAAUCUUCCAUCCUACGGCGAAAAGUCGAGUUGAAAUGAUGAUAAAAAAAGGUAAUCCAUCUCACGGUGAAAAGUUGAAUUAGAAAGUAAGAGAAUGCGUAAUAAAUAUAUACGUAUCGAUUUUUGAAACGUUACUGACGAGGUUAAUAUUGUAAAUUGUAAAAGAUUGUUUUAGGAGUAAAUAAAACACAAUAUAUAUUUUU
Molecule: messenger RNA, 1760 nt
Organism: Onthophagus taurus
Lineage: Eukaryota; Metazoa; Arthropoda; Insecta; Coleoptera; Scarabaeidae
Product: titin
Source: RefSeq, a predicted model, not a curated record